CGUCCCGCCCCCGGAAGCACGUUGAAUGGAUUUCCCGUCCUUCUUAAACAGCCCCCUCCAGCCCCCCCAGCAAAGCCUAAUUGGGUUCCAGGCAAAAUAAGCCCCCCUCUUCUCCCGCCCCCGAGGGGGAGAGGUUCUGCCACCAUGGCAGAGUCCCAGGAGAUAAUCGAACUGCAGCGAGAGGUCAUGGAAGAACUGGGCAUCUCUCUGGAAGACCUCAAGCAGUUGAUUGAAGAGGAGUUGGAGAAAUCAGAGUGCAUCAGGCAGCGGAAGGAGGAACUGGAACGCUUGGAGGAGUGCGUGAAGAAGAAAGAGGCUGAAGUGGCCCAGGUAGACCAACUCCUUGAGAACGCUGUGAAGGCGGUGGAUAAAUGCGAAGUGUUGGUCAAAGAUGUCUAUGCCAACCUGGGCCUGGAAUAUCGAGAGACGGACUCAGAUGAGGAUAAUGACUCUUGCAAACCGAUGGAAGUGAUUGAAAUUCCUGAUGAAGAUGACGACGACAUCAUGAGCGUAGAUUCAGCAGAUACAAGUAACAAAAUUGCAAAGGACCAGACACUGCUCCGGGAAGCCAUGGCGGCCAUGCGGAAGUCUGCCCAGGAUGUUCAAAAGUUCAUGGAUGCGGUUAAUAAGAAGUCGGGCAGCCUGGAUUCCCAGAGAGGGUUACAGCAGGUCAGCCCAGGCUGUGAACUCACCCACGAUGGCGACCUCACGGUCGGCGACCGCAUUCUGGGCAAGAAGCGGACAAAGACCUGGCACAAGGGCACCUUGAUUGCCAUCCAGACAGUGGGUCCUGGGAAGAAAUACAAGGUGAAGUUCGACAACAAAGGGAAGAGCUUGCUGUCGGGCAAUCACAUCGCUUACGACCGCCACCCACCGGCUGACCGGCUGCACGUCGGGAGCCGCGUGGUGGCCAAGUACAAAGACGGCAACCAGGUGUGGCUGUACGCGGGAAUCGUCGCCGAGAUGCCCAACGUCAAGAAUAAGAUGAGGUUCCUGAUCUUCUUUGAUGACGGCUACGCCUCCUACGUAAUUCAGCCGGAGCUUUAUCUGAUCUGCAGGCCUCUCAAGAAAUCCUGGGAGGACAUCGAGGACGUCUCCUGUCGGGAUUUUAUAGAGGAAUACGUCACCGCGUACCCAAAUCGGCCGAUGGUCUUGCUCAAGAGCGGCCAGCAGAUCAAGACGGAGUGGGAGGGAACGUGGUGGAAGUCCCGGGUCGAGGAAGUGGACGGAAGUCUGGUCAAAAUCCUCUUCCUGGAUGAUAAGCGUUGCGAGUGGAUCUACCGGGGCUCCACCCGCCUGGAGCCCAUGUUCAGCAUGAAGACGUCCACUGCAUCCACCCACGACAAGAAACAGGGCGGGCAGAUGAGGACACGCCCCAACGUGGGGGCCGUGCGGACCAAGGGACCGGUGGUGCAGUACAUCCACGACUUAACAGGAACCAGCCCUCAGCAGUUCAAGCCUGCAGAACCCCAGCUUCCCAUCACAACGUCCCAGCCAGUUUCACCCCUGUUUGGGGAAACAGACUCGGAGAGCCAGCUCGCUCAGGCCAAAAAACAGCAAGUGGCAAAGAAAAGCACCUCGUUCUUGCGCCCCGGCUCGGCAGGGUCGGGACUGUCGCCCCCCUCCUCCCCUGUCCUGAGCGAAACCCCGCCUGUGGGCCGGACAGGAGUGACCCAGCAGUUCAGCAGGUUCUCUGGGCCCCAGCCCGGUGCAGGCCCCACCCUGCCCUUCCACGGCAUGAUGGACCGGGUCCCCAACGAGCCUCCCUACCGGGCCCCCGUGGAGAAGCUCUUCUACCUGCCCCACGUCUGCAGCUUCAAGUGCCUGACCCGGGUGCGGCCCGGCCACCGGGACCAGCACCGCAGCAGGAACCCCCUCCUCAUCCCCCUGCUGUACGACUUCCGCCGCAUGACGGCCCGCCGGCGAAUCAACCGCAAGACGGGCUUCCACGUCAUCUACAAGUCGCCCUGCGGGCUCUGCCUGCGCAGCAUGGGCGAGAUCGAGCGCUACCUCUUCGAGGCGGACUGCGACUUCCUCUCCCUGGAGAUGUUCUGCCUGGACCCCUACGUCCUGGUGGACCGCAAGUUCCAGCCCUACAAGCCGUUCUACUACAUCGCCGACAUCACCAAGGGGAAGGAGGACGUCCCCCUGUCCUGCGUCAACGAGAUAGACAGCACCCCCCCGCCCCAGGUGGCCUACAGCAAGGAGCGCAUCCCGGGCAAGGGGGUCUACAUCAACACCAGCUGGGAGUUCCUGGUGGGCUGUGACUGUGAGGACGGCUGCAGAGACAAAUCGAAAUGCGCCUGCCACCAGCUGACAAUCCAGGCCACGGCUUGUACCCCCGGCGGACAGAUCAACUUCAAUUCCGGGUACCAGCACAAGCGGCUGGAGGAGUGUCUCCCUACGGGAGUGUACGAGUGCAACAAGCGCUGCAAGUGCAACCCGAACAUGUGCACGAACCGCCUGGUGCAACACGGCCUGCAGGUCCGGCUGCAGCUGUUCAAGACGCAGAACAAAGGGUGGGGCAUCCGCUGCCUGGACGACAUUGCCAAGGGCUCCUUUGUCUGCAUCUACGCGGGGAAGAUCCUGACGGACGAUUUUGCGGACAAAGAGGGCCUGGAGAUGGGUGACGAGUACUUCGCCAACCUGGACCACAUUGAGAGCGUGGAGAACUCGAAGGAGGGCUACGAGAGCGAGGCCAAGUGCUCCUCCGACAGCAGCGGUGUCAACCUGAAGGACGACGAGGAUGACAACUCCGGCUCGGAGGAGGCAGAGGAGUCCAAUGAGGACAGCUCGGACGACAACUUCUGCAAGGACGAGGACUUCAGCACCAGCUCGGUCUGGCGCAGCUACGCCACCCGCCGGCAGACGCGGGGCCAGCGGGAGAAUGGCCUCUCCGAGACGGCCUCCAAGGACUCCGGCCUGGCCCGGCAGGUUGGCCGCGAGGAGGCCCCCCCGUGCAAGCCGCCCCUCUCCGAGGAAACCCCCAAGAACAAGGUGGCCUCCUGGCUGAGCUCCAACGCCCUGUCCGACAGCUGCCAUGACGGCGACAGCCGGUCCUCCUUCCGGAUCCAGGAGGCGGCCGAGGCCAAGCCCCCCAAGGUGGAGACCAGCGAGGGCGAGCGGGUCGGUCCCCCCGGGCUCGCCAGCAAGGAUGAGCUCGGCCCGGAGGGGGACCUGAAGCUGAAGAAGAAGGAGGACUCAGACGAUCCGGGCAAAGCAACGCCAGGCAACCCAGGCAGGGUGUACGGCUACAACCCCAACCCGUCCAUCCCAGAAGGGGUCCGACGGCCCCACAGCAAGACGGCCUCCCACCAGAGCCGAAGGCAACCCGAGACCCAGCAGGGAUCCCCCGACGACGUGCUGAUGCUUUCCAGCAGCACUGAGAGCGAGGCGGACAACGGGCGGGCGACUUCGGGGCAGGCCCAGGGCAACGCUGACAGCGAUGACAUCCAGACCAUCUCUUCUGGGUCGGAGGAAGACAUGGCCACGGACGAGAAGAAGAACGCCUCUUCCGGGCUGGGACCAGCCAAGAGGCAGGUGGCCGUGAAGUCCACCCGGGGCUUCGCCUUGAAAUCCACGCACGGCAUCGCCAUCAAGUCGACCAACCUGGCGUCCGGGGAAGGGGCAGCCCUCCGCAGGAACACGCGGCAGUUCUAUGACGGGGAGGAGUCAUGCUACAUCAUCGACGCCAAGCUGGAGGGCAACCUGGGGCGGUACCUCAACCACAGCUGCAGCCCCAACCUCUUCGUCCAGAACGUCUUCGUGGACACGCACGACCUCCGCUUCCCCUGGGUGGCCUUCUUCGCGAGCAAGAGGAUCCGGGCCGGGACAGAGCUCACCUGGGAUUACAACUACGAAGUCGGAAGCGUGGAGGGCAAGAAAUUGUUGUGCUGUUGCGGUGCCAUUGAAUGCCGAGGCCGCCUGUUGUAAAAGCUGUUUUAUUCCCCGUUGUGGGGAGACCUCUUUUUUCCAACAGAACGCCCCAUUGGCAGAAAGGGGACUCUUACUGCCAGCCGCCACUUUUCACCCACACGAUUCCUUGGAUUUCCGUGGUUGUCUCUUCACUCCGCAUAUCCUGUUGGCCGCAGCAGGGACCAUAGUGUUAAUUUUGUGUUUGUAAAGGACUGUUUCCCCACCCCACCCCCCUUCCAAA
This is a messenger RNA of Candoia aspera, 4156 nucleotides long. RefSeq names its product SET domain bifurcated histone lysine methyltransferase 1 (gene SETDB1). NCBI's taxonomy places the organism in Eukaryota, Metazoa, Chordata, Lepidosauria, Squamata, Candoiidae. The coding region runs from base 145 to 3933 and encodes 1262 amino acids. The record is from RefSeq and is a predicted model, not a curated record. Gene Ontology annotation, molecular function: protein binding; zinc ion binding; histone H3K9 methyltransferase activity. The transcript has 22 exons. Gene Ontology annotation, biological process: negative regulation of gene expression; heterochromatin organization. Gene Ontology annotation, cellular component: nucleus.